CGGCAGCCAGCCUCGCUCGCGUGCGCGCACACGCCCUGUGCAAACUUUCCGGCCAGGCGGAGAAGUUCCUCUUUCUGCAGCGCCGCCGAGCCGAGCCGAGCCGCCCCGGGUCCCCGGGAGGACCGAGCGAGGCACGGCAGGAAGCCUCCCUGCGCGGCGCUCCGAGCCCCUCCGCCCCGACAGCAGCAGCGGGCCCCGGGUCGGGAGGAGAGCGCCCUCGCCGCCCGACCGCUCCAGGCAGGAGCAGCCGUCCCGGCCAGGGCAAGCCAAGGAGCCGGUCGGCCGGGGCGCCGCCGGGCUACGCGGCGGGAUGCAGCCCCUCCGGGUGCGGAGCCGCCGCCGCCGCCGCCGCCUCCCGGAGCUGCUGCUGCUGCUGCUGGCGGUGCUGCCAGCCCUCGCCGGAGGUUUGCGGUGCACCCAGCCUUCUGAAUCCUGCCUGAAUGAAGGAAAGUGUGAAACCUACCAAAAUGGAACAGGGGUGUGCUUAUGCCCCAAUGACUUCGUUGGCCAUCGGUGCCAGUUUCCGAACCCAUGCCUCAGCUCCCCCUGUAAGAAUGCUGGCACCUGUCACCCCAUGGUUGACGGCAACACCGCCGAUUACAGCUGCUUGUGCCACCUGGGCUUCAACGAUAAGCUGUGCCUGACGCCUGUGGAGAACGCCUGCCUGAGCGGCCCCUGUCGCAACGGAGGGAGUUGUGAUCUUGUCUCCUUGUCUGAGUACACGUGCCGCUGCCCUCCAGGCUGGUCAGGGAAGACGUGUCAGCAGGCCGACCCCUGUGCAUCCAAUCCUUGUGCCAACGGUGGCCAGUGCGUGCCAUUUGAAUCCAGCUAUGUGUGCAGGUGCCCACAGGGCUUCCAUGGGGCCACCUGCAAGGAGGACUUGAACGAGUGCAGCCGGACACCCCCCAUCUGCAAGAAUGGCGGGACCUGUGUCAACGAGAUUGGCUCCUAUCAGUGCCACUGCAGGCAGGCCUACACGGGCCCCAACUGCGAACACCUCUACGUGCCCUGCAACCCCUCGCCUUGCCAGAACGGGGGCACGUGCCAGCAGACCGGAGACGUUGCCUACGAGUGCACCUGCCUUGCAGGCUUUGCAGGCCAGAAUUGUGAAGAAAAUGUUGACGAUUGUCCGGGAAACAGCUGCAAGAACGGAGGGACCUGCGUGGACGGGGUGAACACCUACAACUGUCAGUGCCCACCUGAAUGGACAGGCCAGUAUUGUGCCGAAGAUGUGGAUGAAUGUCAGUUGAUUCCCAACGCUUGCCAGAACGGUGGCACCUGCCACAACACCCACGGUGGCUACAACUGCGUCUGUGUCAAUGGUUGGACUGGUGAGGACUGCAGCGAGAACAUUGAUGACUGUGCCAGUGCAGCUUGCUUUGCAGGGGCCACUUGCCACGACCGGGUGGCCUCCUUCUAUUGCGAAUGCCCACACGGGCGGACAGGUCUGCUCUGCCACCUUGACGAUGCCUGCAUCAGCAGCCCUUGCAACGAAGGGGCCAACUGCGACACCAACCCAGUCACCGGGAGGGCCAUCUGCACCUGCCCAUCCGGGUACACGGGGCCAGCCUGCAACCAGGACGUGGACGAAUGCCUGCUGGGUGCCAAUCCCUGUGAACACGCUGGCAAGUGCAUCAACACGGAGGGCUCCUUCCAGUGCCAGUGCCAGACAGGCUACUCCGGCCCCCGCUGCGAGAUCGACGUGAACGAGUGCUCCUCCAACCCGUGCCAGAACGAUGCCACCUGCUUAGACCAGAUCGGCGUCUUCCAGUGCAUUUGCAUGCCAGGAUACGAGGGCGUUUACUGCGAAAUCAACACGGAUGAGUGCGCCAGCAGCCCCUGUCAGCACAACGGGAACUGCAUGGACAAGAUCAACGAGUUUGCUUGCCUGUGCCCCAUGGGAUUUAAUGGUCACCUGUGUCAGUAUGACAUUGACGAAUGUGCCAGCACGCCCUGCAAGAACGGAGCCAAAUGUGUGGAUGGACGAAACGCUUAUGUGUGUGAAUGCACCGAAGGCUUUUCCGGCACCCACUGUGAGACUGACAUCAAUGAAUGUGACCCCGAUCCCUGUCACUAUGGCACGUGCCGGGAUGGCAUUGCCUCCUUCACCUGCCUCUGUCAGCCUGGGUACACCGGGCACCGCUGCGAUAUCAACAUCAAUGAGUGCCAGAGCCAACCCUGCAAGAAUGGGGGCACCUGCCACGAUAGGAACAAUGCCUACACCUGCUUCUGCCUCAAAGGGACCACAGGACCCAAUUGUGAAAUCAACCUGGACGAAUGUGCUAGCAACCCGUGUGAUUAUGGCAAGUGCAUCGAUAAGAUCAAUGGCUAUGAGUGUACCUGUGAGCCAGGAUACACAGGGAAGAUGUGCAGCAUCAAUGUGGACGAGUGCGCCAGCAACCCUUGCCAUAACGGUGGCACCUGCCAGGACGGCAUCAACGGCUUCACAUGCCUCUGCCCAGAAGGCUUCCAUGACCCCUUGUGCCUGUCAGAAGUGAAUGAGUGCAGCAGCAACCCCUGCGUUCACGGGAAGUGCCACGACGGGCUGAACGGCUACAAGUGUGAUUGCGACCCGGGCUGGAGUGGGACAAACUGUGACAUCAACAACAACGAAUGCGAGUCCAACCCUUGUGUGAAUGGUGGAACCUGCAAGGAUAUGACCAGCGGCUACCUUUGUACCUGCCAGGAGGGAUUCAGUGGACCCAGCUGCCAGAUCAACAUCAACGAAUGUGCUUCCAACCCUUGCCUGAAUCAGGGGACGUGCAUCGAUGACGUUGCCCGCUACCAGUGCAACUGCCUUCCACCCUAUACCGGUCCCACGUGCCGGGACGUGCUGGCGCCCUGCGCGGACGGCCCCUGCAAGAAUGGCGGCAAGUGCAGAGAGUCAGAGGACUACGAGAGGUUCUUGUGCACCUGCCUUCCGGGGUGGCAAGGGCAAACUUGUGAGAUCGACAUCAACGAGUGUGUGAAGAGCCCCUGUCGCAACGGCGCCACAUGCCAGAACACCAACGGCAGCUACCGCUGCGUGUGCAGGCCUGGUUUCACAGGGGACAGCUGUGGAACUGACCUCGAUGACUGCCAGCCCAAUCCCUGCCACAAUGGGGGCUCCUGCUCCGACAGCGUCAACGCCUUCUCCUGCAACUGCCUGGCGGGUUUCCAGGGCCCGGAAUGUCAGGAGGACGUCGAUGAGUGCGCCAGCAACCCCUGUAAGAACGGAGCCAACUGCACAGACUGCGUUAACAGCUACACUUGUACCUGCCCAUCUGGCUUCAGCGGGAUCCAUUGUGAACACAACACUCCAGACUGCACGGAGAGCUCCUGCUUCAAUGGGGCGACCUGUGUGGAUGGCAUCAACACCUUUACUUGUGUCUGCCCACCCGGCUUCACCGGCAUUUACUGUGAGCACGACAUCAACGAGUGUGACUCCAGGCCCUGCUUGAAUGGCGGAACGUGCCAGGACAGCUACGGGACUUACAAAUGCACCUGCCCACAGGGGUACACGGGGCUUAAUUGCCAGAACCUGGUGCGCUGGUGUGACUCCUCUCCCUGCAAAAACAGAGGGACGUGCUGGCAGGUCGACAACCUCUACCGCUGCGAGUGCCCAAGCGGCUGGACUGGUCUGUACUGCGACAUACCGAACGUCUCUUGCGAGGUGGCUGCGCAGCGGCAAGGCCUCGACAUCGCCCGCUUGUGCAGGAACUCCGGGCUCUGCAUGGACAGGGGCAACACCCACUUCUGCCACUGCCAGCCUGGGUACACGGGCAGCUACUGCGAGGAGCAAGUGGACGAGUGCUCCCCAAACCCUUGCCAGAACGGGGCAACUUGCACGGACUAUCUGGGAGGCUAUUCCUGCGAGUGCGUGGCAGGCUACCACGGCCAGAACUGCUCAGAGGAGAUAAAGGAGUGCCUUUCCCACCCCUGCCAGAAUGGAGGAACUUGCAUCGAUCUGCUCAACACCUACAAGUGCUCUUGCCCCCGAGGAACUCAAGGCGUGCACUGCGAGAUCAACAUCGAUGACUGCAGCCCCCCCACGGACCCCAAGACCCUGGCCCCCAAGUGCUUCAACAAAGGGAGGUGCGUCGACAAGGUGGGGGGCUACAGCUGCGUCUGCCUGCCGGGCUUCGUCGGGGAGCGCUGCGAGGGGGACGUCAAUGAGUGCCUCUCGAACCCCUGCGACCUGCGGGGGACCCAGAACUGCGUGCAGCGAGUCAACGAUUACAAGUGUGAAUGCCGCCCGGGUUACGCCGGACGGCACUGUGAAACGGUAGUCAACAGCUGCCAAAAUAGACCCUGCCGGAAUGGGGGAACCUGUGCCAUUGCCAGCAACACCCAGCGCGGCUACAUCUGCAGGUGUCCUCCGGGCUUGGAUGGCGCCUCGUGUGAAAACGACUUGCGCAGCUGUGGGAUGCUGCGGUGCCUGAACGGCGGGACCUGUGUCUCCACCGCCAAGCAGUCCAGGUGCCUGUGCGCACCAGGCUUCACGGGCCCCGAGUGCCAGUUUCCCUCCCACAGCCCAUGCCACUCCGGCCCCUGCUACAACGGGGGCACGUGCCAGUUCACCAAGGAGCCGCCCCACUACCGGUGCGUCUGUCCCGUCAACUUCAACGGCCUCAACUGCCACAUCCUAGACUUUGAGUUCCCGGGGGGCCCCGGCCAGGACAUCACCCCUCCCCUCCUGGAGGAGCAGUGCGAAAUCCCGGGCUGCCCCAGCCUCGCGGGCAACAAGAUCUGCGACUUCAAGUGCAACAACCACGCCUGCGGGUGGGACGGCGGGGACUGCUCGCUCAACUUCAACGACCCCUGGAAGAACUGCACCCAGGCCCUGCAGUGCUGGAACUACUUCAACGACGGCAAGUGCGACGUCCAGUGCAACACCAGUGGCUGCCUGUACGACGGCUUCGACUGCCAGAAGAUCGAGCUGCAGUGCAACCCUCUCUACGACCAGUACUGCAAGGAUCACUAUUCCGACGGCAACUGUGACCAGGGGUGCAACAGCGCGGAAUGCGAAUGGGACGGCCUCGACUGUGCCAACAACGUGCCCGAGAAGCUUGCGGAGGGGACCCUGGUGGUGGUGGUGCUGACCAGCCCUGAGGUCCUGAGGAACAACUCCCUUAACUUCCUGCGGGAACUCAGCCGCGUCCUGCACACCAACGUGGUCUUCAAGAAGGACACCAAGGGCGAAUACAUGAUCUUCCCUUAUUUUGGGAAUCCAGAAGAACUGAAAAAGCACCGGCUCAAGAGGUCCACGGACAGCUGGCCAGAGGUGUCUGAAGUUGUGUUUGGGGUGAAGGCAGCCCUCUACUCGAGGGUCAGUGGGAGGCCAAAGAGAGAGCUGGACCAGGUGGACAUCUGUGGGUCAAUUGUUCACCUGGAGAUUGACAACCGCCAGUGCAUCCAGUCCUCUUCUCAGUGCUUCCAGAGUGCCACCGAUGUGGCAGCAUUCCUGGGAGCCUUGGCCUCAAGUGGAAACUUGGACAUUCUUCCCUACGAGAUCAAAGCCGUGAAGAGUGAAACCACCGAUUCUCCGAGGAGCAGCCAGUGGUAUCCUAUGUAUGUGGUGGUUCCGUGUCUCUUCCUCUUCCUCUGCAUCGGUGUCGGUGUCUUGGCAAGUCGCAAGCGGCGGAGGGAACAUGGGCAGCUCUGGUUCCCUGAAGGGUUCAAAGUGACUGAGUCCAGCAAGAAGAAACGCCGGGAGCCGCUGGGGGAGGAUUCCGUAGGGCUGAAACCCCUGAAAAAUGCUUCGAAUGGUACCCUGAUGGACGACAACCAGAAUGAGUGGGGAGACGAAGAGACGCUCGACACCAAGAAAUUUCGAGUAGAGGAACAGGUCAUGCUGCCCGAUGACCAGACUGACCACAGGCAGUGGACGCAACAGCAUCUGGAUGCGGCCGACCUGCGCAUUUCCUCCAUGGCCCCCACACCACCGCAGGGGGAGAUUGACGCAGAUUGCAUGGACGUCAACGUACGAGGGCCAGAUGGAUUCACGCCCCUGAUGAUUGCCUCCUGCAGUGGAGGAGGGCUGGAGACAGGCAACAGUGAGGAGGAAGAGGACACCCCUGCUGUCAUUUCGGAUUUCAUCUAUCAAGGAGCCAACCUGCACAGUCAAACGGAUCGCACAGGAGAGACGGCUCUUCACCUGGCCGCGCGUUACGCCCGCUCAGAUGCGGCCAAGCGGCUGCUGGAAGCCAGCGCUGAUGCCAACAUCCAAGACCACAUGGGCAAGACGCCGCUCCACGCAGCUGUGUCAGCAGAUGCUCAGGGGGUCUUCCAGAUUCUGAUCCGGAACAGGGCCACCGACUUGGAUGCCCGCAUGCAUGACGGGACCACGCCCCUGAUUUUGGCUGCCCGCUUGGCUGUUGAAGGCAUGCUGGAAGAUCUCAUCAGCUGCCAUGCUGAUGUCAAUGCCGUUGAUGAUCUAGGGAAGUCCGCCCUGCACUGGGCUGCCGCUGUGAACAACGUUGAUGCUGCCCUGGUGCUGCUGAAAAACGGCGCUAAUAAGGACAUGCAAAAUAACAAGGAAGAAACCCCCUUAUUCUUGGCAGCUAAAGAAGGGAGCUACGAAACGGCCAAAGUCCUCCUGGACAGCUUUGCCAACCGGGACAUCACGGAUCACAUGGACCGCCUGCCCCGCGACAUCGCCCAGGAGCGCAUGCACCAUGACAUUGUGCGUCUCCUGGAUGAGUACAACCUGGUGCGGAGCCCACCCUUGCACAAUGGGCCCCUGGGGGCGCCCACCCUGUCCCCACCGCUGUGCUCACCCAGCAGCUACAUGAGCAACCUGAAGCCGGGCCUCCAGAGCAAGAAGGCACGGAAGCCGAGCACAAAGGGGCUGAGCUGCAACGGGAAGGAGUCCAAGGGGCUCAAGGCCCCCCGGAAGAAGCCACAGGAGGGCAAAGUAUGCCUGCUGGACGGCUCCGGCAUCCUGUCACCGGUCGACUCCCUGGAGUCUCCCCAUGGGUACCUGUCGGAUGCGGCCUCCCCGCCUUUGAUGACGUCCCCCUUCCAGACCUCCCCUUCCAUGCCACUCAACCACCUGCCUGGCAUGCCUGACCCCCACCUCAGCAUCAGCCACCUCAACCUGGUGGACAAGCCGGAUCUGGGCCUGGGGGCCAACCAGAUGCAGCCGUUUGAGUCGGGGCCGCCCCGCCUGUCCCACCUCCCCAUCUCUGGCCCCGGCACCCUCCUGGGCGGGGCCCCGCUCAACUUCACUGUCAGUGGGAGCCAGUGCGAGUGGCUGAACCGUCUGCAGAGCAGCCUGGUGUCCGGCCAGUACAACCCGCUGAGGAGCAGCCUCUCGCAGGGCACGCACCCCACCGGCCAGGCCCUGCAGCAAGGGCUGCUGGCGCCCCUGCACAGCAGCGGCCUCCCCGGCACCGCCCUGCCCCCCAUGAUGGCCUACCAGCCCCUCCCCAACGGCCACUUGGUAGCCCCUCCCCAGCCGCACUUGCUGCAGCCGCAGCAGCUGCAGCAGCAGCCCCCACCACAAGCCCAUAGCGGGGCCACGAACAAUGCCCCCCAAGUGGGGGGGAACUUCCUCGGGAAGGAGCUGAGCCAGGCGGACCUGCAGCAGCAAGGGAGUGGCGGGGCUCUGGCCGUCCACGCCAUCCUGCAGCAGGACACCCAGGUGCUGGCGACCUCCCUGCCCCAGACCCUGACAGCCACCCAGUUCCUGACCCCGCCCUCCCAGCACAGCUACCCAUCCCCCAUGGACCACACGCCCAGCCAUCAGCUGCAGGUGCCCGACCACCCCUUCCUCACGCCGUCCCCAGAGUCGCCGGACCAGUGGUCAAGCUCCUCCCCACACUCCAACGUCUCAGAUUGGUCGGAAGGGAUCUCGAGCCCUCCCACCAGCGUGCAGCCGCAGGUGGGGCGCAUCCCGGAAGCUUUCAAGUAAGGGGGGCCCAAGCGGCACCCAGACAGCAGCCACAUGAGGUGGAGAGGCGCCACGGCUGGACUGGAGAACCCCUUUUCCUCCUUUUUGUAAAAAAAUAUUUUUGCAUUCUUGUAAGUGGAAAUGUCAAUGUGUUUCCCCCCCCCUUUUUUUACUAUUUAUUUAUGUACUACUUUUUCUUUUAUGUGAAAACACUGCCUUUUUAUUUAUAUGUUCUGUUAAGAAUCCCAUGGGCUGCAUUUACUAUUCCAAGAAAUAGAAAAUCUAUUAAUGGGGACUUUUUUUUUUUAAUUGAGGACAUUUUUUUCAAAAGAAACAUUUGUAUCGUGCUUUUGCCUAGAGAAACUCCCAUCUGUAAAGCUAUAAGCAAAGAUCCAUGAUAGUAAAAUGACCCGUAUUUAUUGAUCAGGAUAUUUUUCCUGUUCAUUUUUAAAACUGAAUAAAAAGGGGAAGGGCAAUUUUUUUUAAAAAAUGUACCUAUAUGAGGAAAAAUGAUAAUUUAAAUAUAAGUUGAUGGUUUAUUUUUAAAGAGUGCUUUAAAAUAUUCCCUUGGGGUUGAGGAUAUAGAUAUAUAUGUAUAUAUCAGCUUUUUGCAUCUGGAUAUUUCCAGACGUGUUAGAUUCCAAUCCCAGAAUUCCUAGCUAGCUUGACAGGUGGGAAUUCUGGGAAAUGGUAUUCAAUACAUAUGGGAAGUCCAAGGAUAUGGGAGGUUGAUAUAUGGAGUGGGAAAUAUUUUAGAAUUCUCACCAUGAAUCUCUGUAUUAAAGUUUCAGUAUUACAAGUUUAUCCAUCUUUUUGCAUGAAAGCUGAACUUGUUCCUUUAUUUAUUUUAAAUAUUGCCUAUGAUCAAAAAUCAGGAUUGGGGGUUUUAAGCUGCAAAUUGAAUUCCAGAUGCUUCCAUCCCUCUUCCUACCCCACAGAUGUGCCCCACCUGUUGCAAAUGUAAAAGGAACGAACAACCUCCACUGGGCCAAGCAUAGAAUAAGGGAGUAACAGCCUGUGUUUUUUAGUGAGGCAGUUGUGAUAAUAUCACAGUCUUGGGCAAUGUACUUAAGAACAACACCCUUCCUUUGAAGAAAACAAAAAGUUACAAAAAGAAAUACUAAAAUGACAGGAAUGGUUGAGGGUCUUUUGGCACACACAGCAGGAAGAUGGAGAAAUGCAAUCUCCAUGGGACUCCUGUGUGGGAGUGAGACCAUGUCAGCCCCAUCUGGAGGACGUUGCCUCCUAAACCCCACCAAGAGGCAGGGAUGGCAGCCGUUCACUUCUAUGGGAAGGCAAGAUUGGGGUCCUGCUUCAACUAACACUCUUCCUUGGCCUUUCAAGUUGACCUGCCUCCUACCUGCAGAGAGCCAAGUGGGUGUUGGCUGGGGGCAAUGGGGUCCAGUAGACCCACCACGUUAGAAAGAUGGUGGGCUGGGGAAGGCUGAUGUAGUGGAAGUUGGGAAUGAGAAGUAGGGGAAGUGGGUUCCCUGGGUUUCAAGGAUAAUCCCUUCUUCUGGAGACAGGGACCCUAGACAGAGAAUUAACUCCGCUUGCUGAAGUCCAGGGCAGAAGGUUCAAACUCUUCUGUCUGUUUCUUGGCCUCCAAAGCACAGGAGUGUGUCCUUUAAGUGGUGUGAUGGGAACUGGCAUGCCAGUGGGGUUCAACCAGAACGUUCAUGGGCUAGGUCAAUGUCUUGAGGCAGCAGCGUCCAGAACUUUAGGCAGUGUAGAUUAAAGGCGGGUUACCAUCCCUCAACCCAGCAGGAGGUGGUCGGAGAAGGCUGGACAUUGCUUCAAAUUCAGGGUUUCUAGAGGAGCAGAAAGGGAGUCAUUAGCAGGCUAGCAGCUGCAAGAAGCCACUUUUGAUGCAACUGGGAUGUGGCUUAGCAACUUCCAUGAGUUGACCACUACUUGAUAGUAUCAGCUUCUACCCAAUUCCAGAAUGCCAAUGUCCUUCCUUUAAUUGCUGGUGUGGGAUCCUUGAAAUUCUCAUUACAGAACUGCCAACAGAAAGCAGGGAAGUGAGUUUUUGUCCUCCACCCUGUCCAGCGAAAGAGCUUCCUACUUUUUAGGAUCGGCACCCUGUGUUUGCAAUGGACAUAUUCUCUUUUAGAGACCAGGAGAAUGGGGCCAGCAGGGCGGGCGGAGCAGCUGAAUUUCUAUACAAAUAAAUACAGAGAGAGAGUAUGCGCCUAUGGCAAAGCUAAUGUUUUGUAUAUAUGGGGUGGGUUUUUUUUUUACAUAAAAUGAUAUGGGUGGAUUUUGUUUAAAAAAUCUAAAUGAAAGAAAACAUUGCACUGGUGAGGGAUGUUGAAAAUAUUGCUCAAAAACAACAAAAACCAGGCUUAGCCAGUAAGAGUACAAACCUGUGCUUGUAUCCUUUGGACUGAAUUUAAAGGAACGGCCUUCUCAGUAAGCCAAGGUAGGACUGAUCUGUAACUGCGCUGGCAAUGCAUCUUUGGGCAAGAUAGUACCUAUUUUCAUGGACUGUAAUCCACAAGAGAAUGUUCUUCACGCUUUGGAUGGUGAAUACGGUAGCGCCAUCUCUUGGGAGCAUCUUCUGAUCAUCUCCCAAGCUCCUUUUUCGCUUGGAGAAGGACCUCUGGAGGACCCACCUCUUAGGAAACAGGGAAGUGCAGAUACUGGGCAUCUCAGCAGCGAGUGAUUUUUAAACACCCCUCUUGGUGUCAAAUCUUUUUUAUGUUUUAUAAAUUAGACUGUAGUUUAUAAGUUGGAGAUGUGGGAGAUCAAAAACAAGCAAACCUUCUGUAAUUAAAAAAAAAACACCUGCAAAAUUGUAGUUUGCAAAAAUGAUGCCUUUUAUUUUAUUUUGUUAAAUGAUUUGCAAUAAACUAUGCCAGUGGGCAUUUAGAAAUGUU
Messenger RNA from Candoia aspera, 10755 nucleotides. RefSeq names its product notch receptor 1 (gene NOTCH1). The coding region runs from base 311 to 7894 and encodes 2527 amino acids. The record is from RefSeq and is a predicted model, not a curated record. Gene Ontology annotation, biological process: regulation of developmental process; Notch signaling pathway; regulation of DNA-templated transcription. Gene Ontology annotation, molecular function: calcium ion binding; signaling receptor activity; Notch binding. Lineage: Eukaryota; Metazoa; Chordata; Lepidosauria; Squamata; Candoiidae. The transcript has 34 exons. Gene Ontology annotation, cellular component: membrane.